Trichophyton benhamiae CBS 112371 is the source of this 2940-nucleotide messenger RNA. RefSeq lists its product as uncharacterized. Gene Ontology annotation, biological process: IMP salvage; AMP metabolic process. Gene Ontology annotation, cellular component: cytosol. The transcript is spliced from 3 exons. Bases 1 to 2940 code for a protein of 979 amino acids. Lineage: Eukaryota; Fungi; Ascomycota; Eurotiomycetes; Onygenales; Arthrodermataceae. The record is from RefSeq and is a predicted model, not a curated record. Gene Ontology annotation, molecular function: AMP deaminase activity.
AUGGAGAAGAACGCGCCAACCCCGCCGGCGGACGAAGCGCCUGAAUCCAGUACGGCAGCGCAGCAGCCCAUCCUCCCGCGAGAUCGCCAGGCACGGACUGCUACCUACGACUAUGCGUAUGAGAAGUCAAUGAGCCAUGCAGAGGCACGGCUUUUCUACCAGAGGCACCAGCUUGCCUCCCGCAGUGUAGAUGGUGACAUUCCGCAGAGCCCUGAUAUUCCUGCACGAUCAAUCCCGGCCCUACCUAACCACGGCCCAACGUCGGGAAGUAACUUCGAUAACGAGUCGAUUAGCAGCAUGCUACCUGGGCCGUCGUACUCGGCGACGUCGACUCCUCCUGCAAACUCGCAGCAAAUGCGGCGAGAGAACAGCAGUUUCAGCAUCGCAGAGCGGUCUGCUAGAGCUCAUGUCCUGCCAGCGGUGGGCAUGCCUGGUGAUGCCUCACACAGCGCUAUUCAAGGAAAUGUUGGCAUGAGCGUUGGAACUGGAAUACCAUAUGCCAUGGGAGGCUAUGCGCCUAAUGAUGGGGCAAUCACAGCUGAAUUGAGUGCCAUAUGCCGCAAGAUACAGGGGCUGCUGGAUACCAGACACAAGUAUAUGCGACUCUCGUUCCAGCGACCGGGUGACAAUCCCAAGGAUGAGCCUGGUUGGGUCAUUUACCCUCCUCCGCCAGAGCCAGCGUGGGAGGAAGAUAAAGAACGGCUUGGAACUGGGAGCAUGUCUAGCAGCUUCGUCAUGGCUGCGAAGGGAGGGUCCAAGCAAGGUGAAUCAGAUGUAGCCCCGUCUGCGAGUUCUGCUAAGAAGAAGCGAAAGCCUGGUCAGGAUAUCGGCGAGGACUUUGACAUGGACGACCUGCUUCCGUUACCUGAAGCGUCGAGCAUGACUUUCAAACUGGAUGACAACAGUGUGUACCAGGUUUAUGAAACCAAAGCCGCCUGUGACCUGAACCAGCCUGUCAUUCAGAUCCCUUCCAUCCGCGAUUUCUACAUGGACCUGGACGGCGUGCUUGAUGUGUCUACGGAUGGCCCUGUCAAAUCAUUCGCCUUCAAGCGCUUAUCUUACUUGGAGGGUAAGUUCCAGCUCCAUACGCUGCUGAACGAGUACCAGGAACUCGCGGACAGUAAGAAAGUACCACACCGAGACUUCUACAACGUCCGCAAGGUUGAUACCCACGUGCAUCAUUCAGCAUGUAUGAACCAGAAGCAUUUGCUCAGGUUCAUCAAGAGUAAGAUGAAGAAGUGCCCGGACGAGGUGGUGCUUUUCAGAGACGGAAAGCACCUGACCUUGAAGGAGGUCUUUGAGAGCAUCAAUCUUACAGCCUAUGAUUUGAGUAUUGAUACUCUGGAUAUGCAUGCGCACACGGAUUCGUUCCACCGGUUUGACAAGUUCAAUCUCAAAUACAACCCUAUUGGCGAGUCUCGUCUCCGAGAAAUCUUCCUCAAGACGGAUAAUUACAUCAAGGGAAGAUAUUUGGCCGAAAUCACUAAAGAGGUGAUUUCUGACCUCGAGUCAAGUAAAUACCAGAUGGCAGAAUGGCGAAUCUCCAUCUACGGCCACUCCCUGGGAGAAUGGGACAAACUGGCCGCCUGGGUUGUCGACAACAAGCUCUUCUCUCCCAACGUUCGCUGGCUGAUCCAGGUGCCUCGGCUCUAUGAUGUGUUUAAAUCGAGUGGUAAGGUAGGGAACUUUGAAGACAUUGUUCGCAAUGUCUUCCAGCCCUUGUUCGAAGUCACGCAGAAUCCAAACAGCCAUCCGAAGUUGCACAUCUUCCUGCAGCGCGUGGUUGGCUUUGACAGCGUUGACGACGAGAGCAAGGCGGAGAGGAGACUGUACCGCAAGUUCCCCGUUCCUAAGCAAUGGGAUACUAAGCAGAACCCGCCUUACAGCUACUGGAUCUAUUUUAUGUUUGCAAACAUGGCGUCACUCAACACCUGGAGGAAACAGCGCGGAUUCAACACGUUUGUGCUCCGUCCGCACUGUGGAGAGGCCGGAGAUCCAGACCAUCUUGCCUCAGCUUUCCUGUGCUGCCAGGGCAUCUCACACGGAAUCUUGCUCCGUAAAGUGCCGUUGCUGCAGUACUUGUUCUAUCUCGACCAGAUUCCGAUCGCCAUGUCACCCUUGAGCAACAACGCACUGUUUCUAAGCUACGAUAAGAACCCGUGCGCUAAUUACUUCCGCAAGGGCCUGAAUAUCUCGCUCUCCACUGACGACCCGCUCCAGUUUGCCUUCACCAAGGAACCGCUGAUCGAAGAAUAUUCCGUUGCCGCACAGAUCUACAAGCUUAGUGCUGUUGACAUGUGUGAGCUGGCCAAACACAGUGUAGACCAGAGCGGAUUUGAGCUGGCGUUGAAGCAGCGCUGGCUGGGGAGUAAGUGCCAUCUACCCGGGCUGGAGGGGAACAACAUGGCGAAGAGUAAUGUGCCGGACCUACGAGAGGCGUUUAGAUAUGAGACGCUGACCGGAGAGCUAUCGCUGCUCGACCGCUAUGCAUCCGCCACACCGAACAACACCCACACCCCAAAGACACUAACCAAGGUUCCUUCAUUCUCCUACCUGAAAAACAACAAUAAUAAUAAUAAUGAGGAGGCCCCGUCCUCCAGCGCUGCCCCGGGCCCCAGCAGCGGUGCUCCAGAGCAUGGGGGUGCAACACCAGCAGUGGCUGCUAACACGCCUGGGCGCCAUCCAUCGCAUUCAGAUGUAGAGUCGCACGCGCACUCAAGCAAGCCCCAGACCGCCAGUGGCACGCCACAGGAGCACGGCUUUAGCUCGAUGCCAGCGCAGGCGAUAUUCCCGGGAAUCGUGCAUGCGCGCGCUCGCAAGGAUAGCACCUUUUCACGGACUUCCGAGGAUGGAGCGGCUUCGGAGGACGCACAUGAGCGGUCUUCGGCGCAGGGAGGACACAUCUGGCGCUCAGAGGACAUGGACAGCGACGACGACUGA